Messenger RNA from Funneliformis geosporum, 543 nucleotides. NCBI's taxonomy places the organism in Eukaryota, Fungi, Glomeromycota, Glomeromycetes, Glomerales, Glomeraceae. The record is from the annotation of a GenBank genome assembly.
AUGUCCGCCGAAGAAAAUUUUCACGAUAAUGUCAAUCGUCUCUUUCGGAUGAUUGACGUUGCUGAAUUGUUCAAUGUCGGGAACAUUGUCAUUGCGUUAAAGAACAUAAAAAAUCCACGAGACCACAAACCUUGUGUCGCAUUAACUAAUCUGAGAUUAUUUAAUGUGGUUUUCGGUAACGUCAUCUCCAAUUACCCCGAGAUUGAUGAAAGUGUGAAAAAUGAACUGAAAUACGUUGGAAGUAAAAUCUGGGAUGAAUCCACAUCACAACAAAAGAACAUUUAUCAAACGUAUUGCAAGCAACACAAUGAUGAGAUAAUUGAAAUUUUUCCCGAAAAUACUCGCGGUAAUUCACGAAGUUUGAAGGAACAGCAACAAUCUAUUACCCCUGGUGGCGUAGACCCAGCUCAGAUUACCGCAACCCCAUCACCUCAAUCAACUUGGAUUAACGGGGAUCAUUUAUCCUCCUCUGAAGAUUUCCCAAUUGUCAGCGAUGUGCAAGUAUUUACCGAGAUGGUUUUUCCCGGAACGGGCCUCACCUAA